GGGCCGCGCCGCGCGAGCCGUUGGGCCUGGCUCGGAGAAGGCGUUGCCGCUGCCGCUGCAGUUGCCGCCGCCAGGAAACACAAGGAGCGGGACCAAGCGCAGCGUGGCGAUGGGCGGGAGUCGAGCCCCGCCGGAGAGGCUGGGCGGCCGCCGGUGACAGACUGUGCUCUGUCCACCGCGCCUCCUGCAUGUCCUGCUGCCCUGGGCUGUCCCAAGCUAGGUGACAGCGUGUCACGCUGCCACCAUGAACGAGGUGUCUGUCAUCAAAGAAGGCUGGCUCCAUAAGCGUGGUGAAUACAUCAAGACCUGGAGGCCCCGGUACUUCCUGUUGAAGAGUGACGGCUCCUUUAUUGGAUACAAGGAGCGGCCUGACGCCCCUGACCAGACCCUGCCCCCCCUGAACAACUUCUCUGUCGCAGAAUGCCAGCUGAUGAAGACUGAGAGGCCACGGCCCAACACCUUUGUCAUACGCUGCUUGCAGUGGACCACUGUCAUCGAGAGGACCUUCCACGUAGACUCUCCAGAUGAGAGGGAGGAGUGGAUGCGGGCCAUUCAGAUGGUCGCCAACAGCCUCAAGCAGCGGGGCCCGGGUGAGGACCCCAUGGACUAUAAGUGUGGCUCUCCCAGCGACCCUUCUGCGGCUGAGGAGAUGGAAGUGGCUGUUAGCAAGGCUCGGGCCAAGGUGACCAUGAAUGACUUCGACUAUCUCAAACUUCUGGGCAAGGGCACCUUUGGCAAAGUGAUUCUGGUGCGGGAAAAGGCCAGUGGCCGCUACUACGCCAUGAAGAUCCUGCGGAAGGAAGUUAUCAUCGCCAAGGAUGAAGUCGCCCACACGGUCACCGAGAGCCGCGUCCUCCAGAACACCAGGCACCCAUUCCUCACCGCCCUGAAGUACGCCUUCCAGACCCAUGACCGCUUGUGCUUCGUGAUGGAGUAUGCCAAUGGUGGUGAGCUGUUUUUCCACCUGUCCCGGGAGCGUGUCUUCACGGAGGAGCGGGCUCGCUUUUAUGGCGCAGAGAUCGUCUCUGCCCUCGAGUAUUUGCAUUCGAGGGACGUGGUGUACCGUGACAUCAAGCUGGAAAACCUCAUGCUGGACAAAGAUGGCCAUAUCAAGAUCACUGACUUCGGCCUGUGCAAAGAGGGCAUCAGUGACGGGGCCACCAUGAAAACCUUCUGUGGGACGCCCGAGUACCUGGCACCCGAGGUGCUGGAAGACAACGACUACGGCCGCGCGGUGGACUGGUGGGGGCUGGGCGUGGUCAUGUACGAGAUGAUGUGCGGCCGCCUGCCCUUCUACAACCAGGACCACGAGCGCCUCUUCGAGCUCAUCCUCAUGGAGGAGAUCCGCUUCCCGCGCACACUCAGCCCUGAGGCCAAGUCCCUGCUUGCCGGGCUGCUUAAGAAGGACCCCAAGCAGAGGCUCGGCGGGGGGCCCAGCGACGCCAGGGAGGUCAUGGAGCACAGGUUCUUCCUCAGCGUCAGCUGGCAGGACGUGGUACAGAAGAAGCUUCUGCCACCCUUCAAGCCUCAGGUCACCUCUGAGGUUGACACCAGGUACUUUGACGACGAGUUCACCGCCCAGUCCAUUACAAUCACGCCCCCGGACCGCUAUGACAGCCUGGGCUCCCUCGAACUGGACCAGCGGACCCACUUCCCCCAGUUCUCCUACUCGGCCAGCAUCCGCGAGUGAGCAGUGCCGCCCACCGCCACUGAUGCCGUCGCCGCAGGAAACACGCACGGCUGCCAUCACCGCCCCGGGGGCUUUUCUCUGUGUUUUUAAACUUUUAUUUUGCCUUUUUUGUUUGCAUCCCCAUCCCUCACCUGCUCACCCCCAUUUCCAGUUUUUUCUUCAGCCCUCUGCCAAACUCACCCCAGCGGUCCCAGCGGCCCUGCCUCCAGGAUCCUGUCCUGUCCUCACCUUUGUGCCCAGACCAGGAUUUGGGAGACUCUCCACCGCCCACCCCAGGACCAGGCCUUUGGGCGGUUGGAGAGAUUCCGGUUUUUAAUCAACAUGAGCCCCAGCGAGGGGCAAAGCGUGGA
Molecule: messenger RNA, 2040 nt
Organism: Nyctereutes procyonoides (raccoon dog)
Lineage: Eukaryota; Metazoa; Chordata; Mammalia; Carnivora; Canidae
Gene: AKT2
Product: AKT serine/threonine kinase 2
Exons: 14
Coding region: 245-1690 (481 amino acids)
Biological process (GO): protein phosphorylation
Molecular function (GO): protein serine/threonine kinase activity; ATP binding
Source: RefSeq, a predicted model, not a curated record